Messenger RNA from Sebastes umbrosus (honeycomb rockfish), 1491 nucleotides. RefSeq lists its product as uncharacterized. Gene Ontology annotation, molecular function: nucleic acid binding; aspartic-type endopeptidase activity. Gene Ontology annotation, biological process: proteolysis. Bases 1 to 1491 code for a protein of 496 amino acids. The record is from RefSeq and is a predicted model, not a curated record. The transcript has 4 exons. Lineage: Eukaryota; Metazoa; Chordata; Actinopteri; Perciformes; Sebastidae.
AUGGACCCAGCAGACACAGAUUCACUCCGCCAAGCUUUAGCCUCCCAGGGUUCGCUGGUUGGACAACAUGACAAAAUCCUCCGUGAAUUGGUGGAGAAUCUGCGAGCCCUUUCCUCCAAUGUCAUCCAACUCGGCAGCCAAAUGGACCAGGUCAACGCCCAUCUCACAGCUUCAUCUGCCACAGCAGCUUCACCAGCUGACCCCCCACCAGCGCUCCCAACGCCUCCACCAGGGCAUGCCACCCCAGCCCCACUAGCCCGUGAGCCUUUCAUUCCGACUCCAGAACGCUACUCUGGGGAUUUGGGGGCUUGUGGGCGGUUCCUUCUCCAGUGUUCUGUCGUGUUCCAGCAGCAACCUACCACCUACCCAGUUCUUCACCAGCCAGCCCCUCAGUUCCUCAGCACCACCCUCAAUGGAGGAGCCCAUGCAGUUGGGACGAGCUCGUCUCUCACCCUCAGAGCGCCAACGGCGAGUCAAGGCUGGUGUGUGUAUCUAUUGUGGCAAGGCUGGCCACUUCCUCGCUUCUUGUCCUCACCUGCCAAAAGAUUAGGCUCAUCCGGAACUGGAGAGGCCCUGAUGAGCCACACCUCCACCUCUCCAUCAGCCCCUCACCCCCGAAUGCAAUUUAAUGCAUCCCUUGUGUGCCAGGGUGACUCUAUCCCCCUUCUUGCUCUGGUUGAUUCUGGGGCUGAUGAUAAUUUCAUUGACUCCACCCUCGUUACCCAAGCUGGGAUCCCUGUUGAAGCCCUUCCUGCUCCUAAGGAUGUCAAUGCGCUGGAUGGAAGGCUCCUGGCCCGCAUUACUCAUCACACUGUUCCCCUGAGUCUCAUCCUAUCAGCCAGAUCUCAAGUUCUACAAUGGGGCCAUUCAUCUAAGCUCACCUGCCACCCUGGCUUCCACCGCACCCUCUCCUUCAUCAAACGGCGGUUCUGGUGGCCAUCCAUGACCCGCGACACCCGUGCCUUUGUGUCCGCCUGCUCCGUCUGUGCCCGCAGCAAGGCCUCCCAUCAACCCCCAGCUGGUCUCCUGCGUCCUCUGCCCGUCCCCAGCCGACCCUGGUCCCACAUAGCUGUGGACUUUGUCACCGGUUUACCCCCGUCAGAAGGUAACACAAUCAUAUUGACUGUGGUAGACAAUUUUUCCAAGGCUGUGCAUUUUGUCCCUCUCCCUAAAUUACCUUCAGCCACAGAGACUGCGGACCUCCUGGUCCUCCAUGUGUUUCGUCUUCAUCGGUCCAAGCCAACAUCCAAAGGUGUCGGCGGAUUUGGAGAGAGGUCCGGUCUGCCCUUCUCCGUUCAGCUGUCCGGAAUCAACGCCUUGCUGACCGCCAUCGAUCCCCUGCACCCACUUACCAACCCGGUUAAAAGCCCCUUGUGCCCUCCAGCCGAACCCCCCUCCACCCCCCCGGAUUAUCGACAAUCACCCUGCCUUCACUGUUCGGCGGAUUCUGGACGUCCGCCGCCGAGGCCGGGGGUUCCGGUUCUUGGUUGA